AUGGUAGCCGUCUCGAGUGCACGGCUCUUGUCGAUUCCUUUCUCUUCCCACUCAGCUGCUGGAAUCUCCUUCACGGCCUCACGCGCGCGCGACGCAUCGUCGCGCACAAGCGGCCUCUGGAGAUAUGGAGCACUCCGGGCCUUCGAGCCUCGAACUCGCGUGCGGCGCAGCGGCGACGCAGCGAGGAAAAGAGGCACAAGGAGAGGCACGACGAAAACGAGGGCAAAACAAAACAACCGGAGACGAUCGAUCGCGGACGGAACACGACGAAGGAAGGCAGCGAAGCGAGAAGAGAAACAGACCAAAGACGAAGAGAAGUUGAGACACCCUCUAGUUAGACAAGGAAGCGGCCAGGGCAGGCUGAAGCACCGCGCGUCGAAACGCGAGGAAAGCCCAGAAAUGAGACGAGACGGAGAUGGACCGCUGCACCCAAAGAAGCCAGGAAACGCCGACGCAUCACGAGGCAGAAGGCAAAUGUCUCCGCUUCCCCUUGCGUUUCCGGUGUACGUACACCUCAGGGUGCCGCUGGGGGAGCCAAACGGGCGAGAGGCGCUUGCGUGUUGUCGCUGCCAAGUUCGGCGAAGUCAACUCGGUGGAGAAGACGCCGCGGCGCUGAGAGGCGCGAUUCAAGAGCUGAGACCGCCGCGCGGCGAACAGGCUGCAGAGAACAUGCGGAAACCCGCGCCAGACACAUGCGGUCCCCCCAGGAGAGACAGAGCGCUCUUCGGCGCCACACACACAGCAACCGGCUGUCUUCCCAACGGCGCAGUCUCUCGGCAGUUCGGAGGAGAAAGGAACGGCGAGAGAAACGCCGGCGCGCGAGAAAAAGGAACGACACCGCCGCGCUGUGCGUACGCUGCACAGCUAUCUUCCUGUCACCCGGCGCGGGAAAAAUUCGCGAAAAGUGUCUGGGGUCGCCUUAUGAGCGAUGUGGCAACGUGCGCGCAGUGGAGGCCACAGGCGCAAGUUCAGCAGGUCAAGGCGAGGCAGAGGGCGCAGCGAUUUUUUGGGCCCGGCGCGCGCGAUGACGCGGGGUCGCCCGCGAAUGACGCCGGAGCGUGGGAACGGAAAUUCGGUGAAUUCGUCUGA
Molecule: messenger RNA, 1089 nt
Organism: Besnoitia besnoiti
Lineage: Eukaryota; Apicomplexa; Conoidasida; Eucoccidiorida; Sarcocystidae
Exons: 2
Coding region: 1-1089 (362 amino acids)
Source: RefSeq, a predicted model, not a curated record